CACUCUCUCUGAAGACCUUACAUACAUUACCUGGGAACCAACAAACAAGAAAAUCGUCAAAGCACGAUUGGACGUAGACAGUAUCCGAGAAAUACGUCACGGCCGCUCCACUGAUGUUCAGCUUGACAGGACCUUACACGACCCAUUCACUGAAGACUGCGCCUUUUCCAUUAUGUACGGUGACAACUUCGAGUCUAUAGACUUCCUAGCUUCCUCGGCAGUGGAAGCAAACAUCUGGGUGGUGGGACUCACCGCCUUGAUGGGAUUAUUAAAAGACCCGUUGGAGGAGAAAGAGAAGAUGCGAGAACGCUGGCUGCAGAAGAGCUUCGAGGUGGCUGUAGCGACUGUCCCGGAGUCUGAGGACGGCACAUUGGACCAGCAGCAGGUGGUGACCCUGGUGCAGAGAGUCUCGGGCCGCACCUUCAGCAGCGACCAUAUCCUGCAGAAACUUGCCGAAUAUGACUACGUGAACAACCCUGGAAAGAGGGGACAACUUGACUGCAGAGGAUUCGUUGAAAUAUAUAAGGAAAUUACAGCCAGACCGGAUAUUUACGCUCUCAUGUACAAGUAUGUGGUUGAUAUACAUGUUUUAGAUUUAAAUUAA
Schistocerca piceifrons (Central American locust) is the source of this 604-nucleotide messenger RNA. Its product is annotated as inactive phospholipase C-like protein 1. Lineage: Eukaryota; Metazoa; Arthropoda; Insecta; Orthoptera; Acrididae. The coding region runs from base 173 to 604 and encodes 143 amino acids. The record is from RefSeq and is a predicted model, not a curated record. The transcript has 4 exons.